UUAAACAGAAGAAGAAGAGCUCCAGCGCCUGGCUGCUGUGUGGCUGUUCACUAUUGUUAAAGACGAGCAGCGAACAGCUUUAAAUUUGUUGUUUAUAUUUAUAAAAAUCACAACAACAGUCUGUGUUCGCUGUUAUCCUGUAAGGAGAAACAGGAGGAGGAGAGCUACAGGAGGAGGACUGAGCUGAGGAGGAAUAAUUACUGUCUGUUAUUGGAAAAUGCUCCGGAUUUGACUGAAUAAAGGUGUCCAGCGUUACAAUGGAAGCAAACUCCAUCCUUCCUAUCCUCAAAAAGAAACUGGCCUUUCUCUCAGGGGGCAAAGACCGUCGCAGUGGUCUGAUUCUGUCCAUCCCCCUCAAUUCAGAUCAGACCAGUAUGGAGGAACUGAGUGCCUCACUGGACUACCUGCUCAGUAUCCCCAGUGAGAAAUGUAAAACUCGAGGUUUCACCGUUAUUGUGGAUGGGAGGAAGUCUCAGUGGAACACUGUGAAAACCGUGGUCCUGAUGUUGCAGAACGUGAUCCCAGCAGAGGUUUCUCUUGUCUGUGUGGUGAAGCCAGAUGAAUUCUGGGAUAAGAAGGUCACUCACUUCUGCUUCUGGAAGGAGAAAGACCGCCUGGGCUUUGAGGUGAUCCUGGUCUCRGCCAAUAAGCUGACUCGUUACAUUGAACCCUCUCAGCUGACGGACGAUUUUGGAGGAAGUCUGGACUAUGACCACAGUGACUGGCUCAGCAAAAGACUGGUUUUCGAAAAGUUCACAAAGGAGUCGACGUCACUGCUGGAUGAACUGUCAGUUAUCAACGACAGUGAAAAAAGUGCUUUGGUGGACAAAGACAAAUCUGCUGACUGUGCUCUUUUGCCAUCCUUUGACCCUGAGACCGUCCUUCAGACUGGUCAUGAACUGUUGUCAGAGCUGCAGCAGCGCAGGUUUAACGGCUCAGAGGAAGGCGGAGGUGGACAGGCAGGUCCAACUUGGUGCCCCAUGGAGGAGGAGUUGCUUGCUCAGCCUCAGGUCAUGAAGCUGCUGGACUCUCUCAGAGAGCAAUACACCAAAUACCAGGAGCUCUGCCGGCAGCGUAACAAGCGAGCACAGCUGGAUGAGAUUCACACCAAGGUCAUGCAGGUGGUCAACUGGCUGCAGGGUCCAGGUUCAGAACUGCUGAAGAAUCAUCAAGCAGUUGGAGACUCUGCACGAGCAGCUCGGGCCUUGCAGCAGAAACAUGAGGAGAUUGAGAGUCAGCACAGUGAGUGGUUUGUGGUGUACGUGGAGUUGAACCAGCAGAUUGCUGCCUUGCUUAGUGCUGGUGAGGAGGACGAGGGAGUGACGGAGCUGAAGGUGUUGCAGCAACAACUCAGUGAUGUUUGUUAUCGACAUGCGUCUCAACUGGAAAGCCGUCAGAACGUUUUGCAGGCGGCGCAGGUCUUUCACUGCACCACACAGGAGUUGUCCCAGCAGUUGGAUGGUCUUCUGGGCAUGCUCUGUGCUGAUGUUUCUCCAGCCGACGGGGCGUCUAUUCAGCAGAACCUCAAACUGCUGGAGGAGAAACUGCAGACUGUYGAAGCAGGUCUGACCUCCCUUCGUCAGAAGGGGUCUCUGUUGCUGGAGCAGAUGUGCAGCAACUCAUCUUGGUCUCUUGAGGAAUCAGAGAGUCCAGCUGGAGAGCAGCAGGACAACAUUCAGCACAUCCAGGCUGUGAUGGAGGAGAUGGAGCUCCGCAAGCAGAGGUGUGAGGACAUGGUGGAUGUGAGGAGGCUGAAGAUGCUGCAGAUGGUCCAGCUGUUUAAAUGUGAAGAAGAUGCUUUACAGGUCAUCGAGUGGCUCAGUGAGCUGUUGGACGCCUUGUUGAAGACUCAUGUCAGACUGGGAGACGACUCUCUGGAGACGAGGACCAUGUUGGACAAACACAAGAAGUUUGUGGAUGUUGGUCAGAGCACCUAUGAUUAUGGCCGUCAGCUUCUGCAGGCAACCAUCGUUCUCUGCCAGUCCCUGCGUUGUACGACGCGCUCAUCUGGCGACACGCUGCCUCGACUCAACCGAAUGUGGAAGCAGUUAAGUGUCACUGCUGAUGAGAGGCAGCAGCGACUGGAGCUGGCACUCAACUUCCACACAGUUACUGAAAAGGUGUUGCAACAGGAGUGUGUGGAGAUGGAGUGCCUCGAUGAAGUUGAUGCUGCAGGGAAAACUCUGCUUGACAGACUUGGGAUGCCUGUUAUCUUCCCCGAUGGGAGUGAACAAUUCUUUGGGAGCCCCAGCGACACCGCCUCGGCAGCAGAGGGUGUCAGAGAGCGCCUCCUGCUGGUCGAAGAGAGGCGUCUACAGCUGCAGGAGAUGAAGCUUCAUAAGAAACAGGAGGAAGAAGUGCUAAAUGGCCUGGAGGGGAGGUUAGAUGUGAUUGGAGAGGAGCCCAGUGAGAAAGAGGAGCAAGAUGAAGAGGAGAAAGAGGCGGAGCCACAGGAAGAUGACCUGGAGAGGGCUACACAGGACUGCUAAUGGAUGAUGUCAUACUCAACAGCUUUAAUGAAGCUUGUUGUUAGUUAAAGGCUGCUGACCUCUGACGUGACUCCUGCAGCAGAACAUUUUCCUGACUGAUGGUAUGUCUUUCCCUCUCCCACCCUCAGCAGUCUAAACAUCAAAAAGAAAAAUAUUGGAUUUAUUUGCUGGAAUGUUUAGCUAUCAUCGAGAACAAUAAUGGAAAGUUCACAUUCUUCUAACAUGUUCCCCUAAAACCAGCGCUCUGUCCUUUUCUCUUGAUGUGAGCAGAACUUCCAUGGUGCUUGUUGGUGGUCCUCAUGCUUUCUGUAAUGUCCCUUACAUUUUUACUCACAGAAAACUUAUGGCAUAAAAUGAAUUUUAAUUUCAAUUUAGGCUGAUUGAGUGGAUAUUUGUUGUUGAUAAAAAAAUGUAUUUCCUCAGGACUGUUUUAAAAAUGACGUGUCUUUAAAGAACAGAGGGUUCUCAAUGAGGCUGUUUUUCAGUCUUUCUUAUAUGAUGGAAUUCAAACGUCUAUACUUGAAACAACAGACUGUCCUUCCGACCAGAAACUUUUGUGUGUUCAGUGUCCAGCACUGAGACUGAAAAUCCUAUUUGCACAGCUUCAGAAAAGGGCAGAAUUUUGUUUCCUUUUAAUAUUUUUUAAGUUAAACCUGUUUUUAAUGCUUCCUGCUGUAAGCAUCUAUUUUCUGUAUCCUGCGUUCUGUCUUUACUAUCCAUUAACAAAAACUGUACAAAACAUUAUCCUCUAAAUAAAGAUAUUUAAACCGU
This is a messenger RNA of Austrofundulus limnaeus, 3260 nucleotides long. It is a transcript of the gene sestd1, whose product is annotated as SEC14 and spectrin domains 1. The transcript is spliced from 19 exons. The record is from RefSeq and is a predicted model, not a curated record. The coding region runs from base 258 to 2489 and encodes 743 amino acids. NCBI's taxonomy places the organism in Eukaryota, Metazoa, Chordata, Actinopteri, Cyprinodontiformes, Rivulidae. Gene Ontology annotation, molecular function: phosphatidylinositol-3-phosphate binding; phosphatidylinositol-5-phosphate binding; phosphatidylinositol-4-phosphate binding.